ACCGAGGGCAGGGAGGCGGACAGGGGGAGAAAGGUAGGGUGCCAUGGCACAAUCUCUGGCGGCGGAAGUACAGCGGGAUGGAAAAGCUCUUGCAUCAAAAUACAUUAACACGCCAACCUUCUUUCCAUGCUAUCCAGAGACUGAGAUGAUGUCAGAGGCUACAUAUGAAGCUUUGGAUAAAGACGAGGCAGAGGAGGAAACAGAAGAGCUCACUAAUCAGGUGCUUGUCGAAAUUGGUGUUGAUGUUGCCUCACAGUUAUCUUCAGCUCCUAAAGGCCGGAUUGCAGCGAACAACAAGAAAGUAGGCAAUGCCACAAGAACUGAUACAUCUCCAGCAAACAGUGAAGUUGAUGAUCUGGAGAAGAGGUUGGCAUCCCUGCGACACAUCUGAUCAGUCUAAAUGUGAACAUAUGCUUAUUUGUAUACAAAUAAAAUCAAUUACUAAGAAAGGCUUCCCAUUUUUGUUGAUAAAAGCUCCAGCAAUAUCUGUUCUUUUAGGUAAUCCUAGAGUAUAUGUACCAAAGACAUGAAUAGACAUGGAAAUUGCUUUUGGUUCUCCAAGGAGAACAAACAUUAUUAUCAUAUCUGCAAGCGACCAGGGAUGUAGGUAUGGAGUUCUUCAAGCAAUGAAAGAUCAAAGUUGUCAGUCAGAUUGCCUUGGCUUCAUUAACAGUCACAAAAAAUUAGAAUGUAGUGAAUUUUAAUUUCCAAACAGCAGAUUCAAUUGCUGCAUUCCCCUAUGGGACAUAAAACCAACCUGAACGUGCUUAUAUUAUCUGCUCGAGCAUGAUACCAAACUGCUAAUAUAUCAAUAGUUUUGCUUGUUUUCAAACAAUAGUUGCUCUUAUCUCAAAAGAAA
Molecule: messenger RNA, 859 nt
Organism: Phoenix dactylifera (date palm)
Lineage: Eukaryota; Viridiplantae; Streptophyta; Magnoliopsida; Arecales; Arecaceae
Source: RefSeq, a predicted model, not a curated record